AUGGCCAGUGAUGUCGAGCUGCUUCUCAGCUUCCUCACAGUGCCAUAUCUUCGCCAACCAUUGUUGCUUCGCUUCUUCUGUCGACACGACCGAGUCCUAGCCUUGCGCCAUCCAGCCUUGCAAGCUAUGCUGCAAGCUGCGUUGUUCGAGCCCGGGCGUUUGAUUAUGAGCAGCAACGAGUCGAAGUGUCCGGAACGAGUCCCAGCCACCGGGCAGGCAGAGAUGGCUUUAAUGGGCUCCCCGAACGGCCAACUCUUGUUGGAACUUGCGCGCUCGCCCAAACCCUUACUGCACGCUCUCAUCGACUGCUUAAAGCUGGCGUUAGAUGUGGCCACCUCAUCAACUUCCAAGACAGUGGACCUCUAUGCUCGAGUGAUGAGCGCCGUUACAUUCGUUUACCAGAUCAUGAAGGGAGAGCACAGGUCCCAGCAAAAGAAUUGGGAGUUGGGUUUGCCGGAGCCCGGCGCGCGCAAGGAGCAGGAGGUUCUUUGGACCCUACAGCAAGCCAUGAUUGACCAUGAGAAGCGCGUGUCGGAGCACGAAGGGCAAGGGCUUAUGACUUGCUUAGAGCGUUGGUUGCAAGAACUUUGGGACAGCUGCCAGAAGAAACCUCAUCUCACAGACGAGAAUGUGCAGCGGAUGUGCGACAUCCAUGCCCAUAUUUUGCUUCUGCUUCGCGGCUUGAAGUUGGUGGGGAAGCCCAACCAAGAACGAUCUCCCUGCCACCAUGUCCGCAGGCUGCUGGGGUCUUUUUCCUUCCUGGUUGCUCGUCACACCUGGAAUGCUGGGUUCCUGCAGAUACCCGAGCCAGAAGUGAUGGAGGUGCUGCAAGUUCACAGACGUUUCUUGAUUGAAUGGCUGAAUUCUUGCGAUUCCACCAGUUCUCCGGAUGAGUUUCACGAGGUGUUGAACAUCGUUCUGAAGCAGUACACACUUGGAGACCACAUGACCACAGCCAAGAAGAGAUGGAAGCGCAAAACAACAUGGCUUGGGGCAAUGGGUUGCUAUGCACUUGACGCGUGCUUUGAUCGUGGAUGUGUCAAGCCAUUGCCUCGAAAAGACGUCUAUUGGCUGGAAGUGAAUCUCCAAUUGCUGCAGGUGUCAAUGAGAGGCACAUUUGUGGAAGCUCUAGCAGCAGAUAUCGUCAAGAGCCCUGCUUUGCAACGAGUCUUGCACCGUGAAGGUCGAGAACUACGUACGAUGCAGGGCAGCAGAGCUCUUGAGUCUGAAACGGUCAUUGCAUAUGAACUGAUGUCGUGCGAUUUGAUGACUUUGAGGUGUGUGGAGGUGGGUCCUAGUUUGCCCGAGUUCUUCUUGCCAGUACGCUUGGUCUAUGAUCAGUAUGAUGCUGAGGAUUUGGAAGGAGGCUUGGAGUGGGUUGGGGAUUUGUUUGAGCCAAUUCGUACGCAAUUCUUUGUCCCACCAAAUCUGAAGUUGAGGGAACCCGCAAAGUUCUAUAGUGAAGCUUCAGCCUCAGCGCCUGUGGUUGUUCUAUCUUGCAGUCAUCCCGACUUCCCUGGCAAGUUCUGGAAUACUGCUCUGAUUGCAGACGCAGAAGAACAGGAGAGCAGUCACCACUGGACCCCUCAUGAAACGAUGCCCAAGGAUGAAGCAGAGGAUUCGGAGUCGGACGCUGAAAUCGGCGCCUUGCAGAAAUCUGUUGUUGAGUUUGUGGAGCCGUCCAUCGGCGGCCCAAGGAUGUCCCAUGAGAUCAGCUUCAGCUUGGCCGCAGAAGCGGAGCCUGAUGCGGCCGACAGCGAAGUCAAGUACAAGCUCCAGAUAGUGAGGCGUGCCCCCUACAUCCCCAAAGAGGACUCUGCCAAGCCACCUCCGCAAAUAAAGGACGUCUUGAGCUUCCGGGAGUACGACCCCGUUUCAGGACAGCUCAAGUACGCGAUUCUGGGUACCAUUGAGGGGGCAGACACCACGGAGAUUUGUUUGCUUCCCCUGCUGCAAAGUGGUGUGAUCCUGCGUGAUUUGCUCCGCCUCGCGCAGUUGGCCAAGGUUCCAGGCUUAGAGGCUCACGCUCAUGCUGCUCGAGCAUCAAGGGGCAUCGGUUGGUCCAAGCUGACCCGGAGAGGUGAACUCUUCCUACCCAAAGAGGUUUUACUCGGAGUGCUGCCCGAAUGCUUGGUGGAAGCUUACAACUUCUAUCAGGACAUGAAAGAGGAGAAAGUCCUGCGUGGGUAUCCUCUCAACCAUAAACAUGAAGAGGAACCCUUUGCAAGCAUGGACCAUUGGCUCUUGGUGAGGCUUGUCGAGCGAUCAGCUGCGAAGCAUACCCAGAUGAAGGGAGUUCAUGCCUUUGUGACCAAGAUCAUGAAGUCUUCAUGUGGCAUGUCUUCAACAGCCAAGAAGCUUGUCGACCUUGUCUUCGCAGAAGAGGGGUCUGCCGGUUUUGUCGUAGCCCAGGUCAUUUCGAGGUUUGAAAACUUGUCACACUGCCUGGCUUGGUCGGAUGAUGCAUCUUCUGCUUCUAUCGAUUCUGUUGAGUUGCCUAGACUUCACUUGACUUUCAAGCAUAGCCAUGGCAAAUUGAUUUCGAAGGACUUCAAAGGAAUGCACCUUGUCACCUCUGCACACUUGCAGAGCCUGAAGGAUCAGCAUCCAGAUGCAUGUGCUUGCAAAGUGAAGAUUGGAAUAGCCACAGGUGAUGCUGGCAUGCAGCUUCCAAUGCGUCUGGACUUGGAAACGGCGCUCUAUGUGCAAAAGUUGCAGCACGUUUCUGCCACAUGCCGCUUGACAUUGGAAGAAGAGCAGCGGGCGUUACAGCUCAUUGAGGAUCAAGACCACCGCCUGCAGAUUGCGCGCCAACACUUAGAGUCUGUCCCAAAAAAGCAGUGGGCUGAAAAGGUCGAGUGCAAGAAGUUUUUGGCCGCGCUGCAGGCCUUGCUGCGAUCAGCAUCCCUGCCGGUGCAUAUAGAGGAUGCGAAGCAACUCCUGGUGCAAUCAAGUGAUUGGAAGCACCUCCCUCCCGACAUGGUUGCCACUCUCUCCAAUAGACGAAGUGCCUUGGAAGCUCUUGGAAGGAGUCCCCAAGGCACUGGCCUUGCUCUUGAACCAUGCCGAGCCGAGCUGGUGUUGCCCGCCAGGGGCACAGGUCCCAAGUCUGCUCUUCCAGGCAGCUUGUUCCAAAGCAAGGACAUGAGCUUCCUUACUCGGAGCCCUGACACCAUUGUUCGAGAAAUCCCGUUCAAGGCGGACAACCACGAAAAAUUGAAAGUCGAUGCUGCAAUUGCCUUGAUUUGCAGGAUGCUGGCUGAUGAAAAAAAGGAGAAAGACACCGAACUGAAACUCUUCUGGCUGCUUUACAGUUGCCUCACACCACACAAGGGUGGUGUCAAGGAGAUUUUCCUCGAAGGCUUUCCUUCGUUGCUCGCGAAGAACGAUCGUGACUUUCAGCUCAAAGUCUGGGAGUUGAGCAGCGCCUGCCGGAAGUAUCAUCCGAUGCUCAGAUGGCCCCAAGGCAUGGAGUGGGGUGGUGGGGAGAGAUGUGUGCUUGAGGGAUAUCAUGAUAUCAGCACGGAAUCCUUCAAGUGCUUCGCGCAAAAAGUGGAAGCUGUUCCAGUUCAGGCCGCUGUGGGCCACGGCGUUCGACCAGAGCUGUGGAGUGGAACGAGUGGAACCGCCAAGCAGGGCCAAAGCCUCCAUCUUGCAUGGUGGAAGCCUCCAAAAGUGAGCAACGCCAAGCAGGGCCACAGAGAACUGCUUGCCUCACAAGAGCUGGCGAAGGCUUUGGAGCAUUUCAGCUGCAGUCCGCUUGAUGGUUUGGAAGGUGGCCUGAAGAAGUACACUGCAAGUGUCACGGCUGAGCCCAUCCGAAAAGCAUUGCCGUUUCAACUUGAGGACAAGCCUGACAUGAAGUCUCCUUUGUCGAAACAGGCCUUGAAGCGCAUUCGGGAAGAGAUGCAGACCUUUGGAGAAUUACGGAGUCGAGAUCGAAAGCAACUCUUGUUGUUCGUAGCUGCAAUUAAUGAAAAUAGGCUGCCAAUUCAUGAGGAGACCAUCGACCUUAAGUUUGCUCUGAAGGGGUUGCGAAAUCAUGACAUGAAAGAAAUGCAGAAUCUGAGUGAAGAUGUGCUGAAGGCCGCGUCCAAUCUUGGUGAUUCUCACGAAAUACUUGAAGAAGAGCGAUUGAGGUUUUGGCUGCUUCGCUAUGCAGGUCAGGAGGCAAGCAUUUGGUUUCAAUUUCUUUGUGCCGUGCUUUGCAGUGAUGCUGCCACGGAAGGUUUGCGGCACUUGAAUCCCUUUAAAAAGCUGCUUCGCCCUCGGCAAGUGGAGUUAGUUCAAGAGUUUGCCAGAUCAGCGGCGGAAGAGGAAUCGCUCGUAAAGCAGAUGAUCAUGGGAGCCGGGAAGACGACUGUGGUUUCCCCACUCUUAGGCAUGCUACUGGCUGACGGGGAGCGAUUGGUGGUGUUGAUGGUCCCAGCCCCUCUCCUGGAGUUUGCCAAGUCAGUUCUCACUACAGUCUUUUCCAACAUCAUUCUCAAGCGCACCUUCACCUUUCAGAUGACGCGUAGCGAUGACGUCGAUUGCCAGCUUUCCAAGAAGAUCAGUCGGCUUCGUGACUCCGGAGAUCUGGUUCUCACUGUCCCCAUGGCGGCGAAGAGCCUCAUGCUUCGCUUCAUGGAGUCGUUGCUGGUACUGAACGACCGGAAAGCUAAACAGCGGACCCCUCAACUGCGGAAAGGCAUGAUGAACUUGGGGGAAACGUUGGAGCUCUUACAAGAGUCUGUAGUGCUGAUUGAUGAGGUUGAUUGGGUCUUGCAUCCUUUGAAGUCUGAGCUCAAUUUCCCCAUUGGCGAGAAAACGCCCAUAGAUUUGGCCCCCCGCCGCUGGGAAUUGCCCCUCCAUUUGCUGGAGGCAUGCUUUCUGGCGGGUCCUGACAGCGCUCCAGAGGAAGGCAGCAUCUUGAAGGAACUGAAAGAGGCAAUUGCCAGCGGCAUCACCGACUGCAACAUCAUGAAGGAGCCCCAUAUGGUGCUUCUGGAUGAGAAGUUCUAUCAUGAGAUGAUGAAGCCACUUCUUCUCCAGUGGUUGGGGAGUUUCCUAAACCAGAGACACAUUGGAAGGCAGUUCAAAGGUAUGCAGAACGGCCAAGGGCUUCAGUCUGAGGAGGUUUUGGCUUUUGUUGGCAACACUCAUAGCAUUUCUGCCAGCUACUACCUGAUCGCCAGCAAGUAUCGAUUGAGUUGCCACGACAAAGAAGUGCAGUUGGGUGGCCCAUACUUCUUGGAAGAGGGAGGCGAUUUCGUCUUCCAAGCAUCCCGCGCGUCCCGCGGCCCUGAUUGUGCUCUGUGGGUUAUUCGAAAGGAUGGCGGGAAGUGGAUUUUGGGAAGACGGAAAGGCGGAAAGCUGGAGGCAUUUUGUCAGGCGAAUCCAGGUGCAUCGGACGAAUUUCCCCUCUUGCAGUGGAAGGUGAUUCAUGACGGAUGGGCUUUGCGCCCAGAUAUGAACAUGGAAGCUCGAAUCACUUCACUCGAAGCGAGAAUGGCCAACGACACACAAGUGAACACACCCGACAUGAAAGUCUUGACUUUGGCCAGGGAUUGGCUGAAUGUAAUUCUACCGCACUGCCUCAAGAAAAUCAACCGCGUGACCUUUGGACUGAUGACCGAUGAGCAGGUGAAGGAUGCAUUACAGGAGAACCCACUGAUGUCAGAGACCCGUGGCAAGCUUGGUAUCCCCUUUGUGGGGAAGGACAUGCCAUCGCCGGCAGCAGAGUUCCAGCAUCCUGAUGUGCUGGUGGGCUUGAGCUUUUUGAGUUAUUGCUACCAAGGCCUUCGAAAGAGUGACUUGGCGGAUUUGCUGUCCACCUUGUCUGAUCGGUAUUCGCGUGAGCCUGGAAAGCCCAGCGAGCGUCCCACCAGCAAGCUCUUCAAAAGUUGGGUGGAAGUUUCGGGCGGGAGAAUGGCUGGAGAGCGGACGUUGCAGAUGGAAAAAGCGGAGAAGCCGAAGUUCCGGCAGCUUCAUGAGUUGGAGUUGACGAAUGAGAAGCAGAUGGAGGAAUUGCAUCAACUACUCUACAAGACUGCUGCGGUCGUUGAUUGGUACCUGAAGAAUUGCAUCUUCCCGGCAUCCAUGCGUUUUCAAAGCGAGCAACUUUCUGCGAGUGGUGAAGAUUUAGGGGGCAGCGUGCUUUUCAAGACACGCUUGGGCUUCUCUGGAACACCAUCGGAUUUGAUGCCAAUGGAGUUGGGUUCGUGUGGCAUCGUCAGUGUUGACGAGAUUUUGGACAAAGCGUGGAAUGCAAAAUCCUUGCUUCAACGUGUUGCCAGCAAUGAACACCCUCUCCAUGCUUUGAUUGACACUGGCGCGCUUGUCACUGGUAUGACGAACAAAGAAGUUGCUGAGUUCCUGCUGCAGCACCUUCCUGGCCACUUUGAGGGAUGCGUUUUCAUCUCAGAAGCUGGGCGCAAGCAAAUCCUGGCGCGAUCUUCGCAAGCCGUAGUGGAUCUUGAUGAAAGCCCUUCGAUUCCACUUGAGCACCGCUUCGUUUUCUACGACCAGGUGCACACGACUGGCAUGGACAUCCAACACAAACCAGAUGCAGUCGCCGCUUUGACCCUGGGAAAGGACAUGGUCUUUCGGGAUUAUUCUCAGGGUGCCUACCGAAUGCGUGGCGUUGGCAAAGGGCAGAAGAUUCGCUUGGUCAUUGUGCCCGAGAUACGCCAACUGAUGGAUAGCAAGUAUGACCCACAUGGCGGGCGGAACGCUAUGGCUCCCAAUCCAAAUGAAGAUGGCAACCACAUUGGGAUACCUCCAGCCUUACGUGUCCCGCAAGUGGGUGCUUGGCUGAUGAUCAACACUGCCCUGGCAGAUCAACUCCAAUGGGCAUCCCUGCAGAUGAAAGACGCAGCGAAUGUGUGGCGCUUGCCUGCAUUUCGAAGGUUGUUAGGCUCCGACGGACCAAUUUCCUUCCGUGAUGUUGAAGAAGAAGAGAUCCAGAAGUCUGCGAUGACUUUCAUAGAUACUGUCAUCAUGGAUGUGAAGGAAGAGCUCCCAAGGGCCCGAAAUAUGGUCGAGAUGUUGGAAGGUGCAAUUUCCUCUGCCCAAAAAGCCGGCUAUCUGACAGUUCCAGACCGUGCAUGCAAAGGAUCCCAAGGAGACGACGAGAAGCUCUUCAAAGUUCGCAAGGAGACGACGGGAAGUGAGAUGCUGGACGGAAGGGAGAUGUUGGACAGAAUCCGGGCGCAGGUGUCCAAGUUUGUGGAGGCUACAGCCUUUGGCCAAGCCUUAGGUCUUAGUGACGGUGACAACCAGGAGCGCAAGGUCAAGUACCAGAUGGCACUUGGGACUCCUCGUGUGCUGUUAGCGCCUCCAGAUCUAGUUGUGAACCUUGAAGAGUGCAAGGAGGGCACAAAGUCCAAGGUGAUGAAGCCCAUCUCGGCAGCUGCGACUUUCCCUAUGACCGUCAGUCUUACCAUCCAGUCAAUCCCGAAACAGUUCUACAGAGCAGCGGAGUUCAAGGUGAACAAGCUGUGCCCCUCGUUGCCAUACCUGCCCACUGACGUUUUGAUCUCAACAAACUAUUUCAACAAGACCUGGUCGGGCUUCAGGAGAGUAAAGAAUGUGGCAGUGGUUUUGGAAUGGAUUCGUCCAAUCUCUGGGCAUGGGGCAUUUGCUGCGCAUGCAUGUGUGUCAGAAAAGGCCUCAUCUGAAGAUCAGGAGAGGAUAGCAGCUUGUCUCGAAAGGCUUUGGCCAAUGUUUGAAGCAGGUGAUCAACCGCUCUUGUCCGAGAACGUUCAGCUCGUGAAGGCUGCUGCCUUUGAUUUGGAUCUGAAGGAUUGCUGCCUUACUGGUGCUUUGGACAGGGAUGGAAUGAGGGGCGUCUUGUCCCAGGCCCAGGAGACAGAAGGAGACCAUUUCUUCGUUUUGGUGAGCUUGGCAGAAGCUGAGACCUUGCGACGCAUUUGUCAUUGCAAGAGCAGCAAAGGCAGUCCAGUCUUUGCAAGCUCAAAGAAUGCCAGCUUUGCAUUGAGAUCUUUGGUAGAUUGGAACCAUCCCUUUGAUGAAGCUGCUGGCUUUGAGGAGGGUAAGCAACCCUUCCAAGCACAGCGUGCUGAGCAAAUAGCAAGGUUUCUCAAUUGUGAGACUUCCUUUGAAGGACACCAAGUUAAUUUGCUGCUGAAGGCAUUGUGCUGGGAAAAGCCACUUGCCAGGGAGCGUUUCUUUGUAGCAGUGGGCGGUUGCCGCCGGCGGGCACUGGGAGAUAACUGGCGAGCCUUCAGCGUGGCUGAGGUUUUCCGAUCGAAGCAUCAGUGGGACUUCUUGGUGAAAAGGUUGCGAGGAGAGUUGUUUAGACAGAAAGCAGCAUUUUUCCUACGCACUGAUAUCUCAAGCCUUUUCCAUCUUAUCGAUUUGGAUCAGUCGGGAGAUGUUGACAUGAGGGAGCUGGCACCUGCCUUGAUGAAGAUGUUCAAACUUGGCAAUUCACCGGAAGAGAAGGAGCAGUUCAUCGAGACUCCGAUCGAAGUGGAACGAUCUCGCAAGAUGAGCUCGCCUUUUUCCUUGGCGAUUGAAGAAAUGGAGUUGGAGGCCAAGAAACGGCUGGAAGAUGCUUGGGCAGAGGUUCUGGAAAAGGAGAUGGGUGAGAAUCCGAAGUUGGAGGAAGGUGUUUGCGCAGUUUUCAGUUUCCAGUAUCCAAAUCCUCCCAGGUUCACCAACUUUGUGGGUGGGUGUCCUGAGGCCGUGCAAGACAAUGAUCCCCGCUUGAAAGGUCAACACCUGAAGUUUUGGUCGCUGGAAAACUCGGCAGUGGUGCUGCAAAAGAUUCCUCUGCAACAGCCUCAAGGGCCUGAAUCAGAUGCAGAGCUCCACGAUGUGAACCGUUACAAUCUCACACUGUGGUUUUGCUUGCCACGGCUGCCAACGGAGAGGCUGAUGCUUCUUCACUGGGGAAAACCUGAGACAGAUCUCUACAGAAACUUGCCGCCUGGUGAGCUCUAUGUGUGGCCCGAUGGCAGAGUAGCUCCAGAUGGUUUGCAGGAAGCUCGACUUUCAGAGGAAGGAGAGGUCAAGGACACGUUGUCCAAGGACUAUUUGCUACAGCUGAAAGGUAUUUCCAAUGUAUCUGAUUUGGUCGGAGCUUUUGAGACCUUGGGCCUUCAUCUUGGAGAUGAUGCGCAGGAGGUAUCACUGAGGAUAUGGCUUCAAACGGAUGCUUGCAGCCGCAAGGUGGCUGGAGGAGUGAUGGGGCAAAGCCGUUCUCGCUUUGAAGGUGUGUGGGAAGAAGGCUCCGGAGGACCCAACGAAGGCGAUUUGAAGCUGAGGUGGUGCUUUCAAGUUGGAGCUGGUGGCUUUGAAACCUAUGCUGAGUUCAGUGGCAGCUGGAGAGAUGCCAGUGGCUGCGAAGGAGAGGUUUCGACCUUCAACGUUCUACAAGACAAGUUCAGCACUUUUACCUUAACUUCACAGACUUUCUUGGGCGGUGGACUGGCAGCAAGAUGUUUGUUCGCCCGUGAGACCUUGAGCUUCCGUCAAUUUGCAAGCGAUGCAGGGAAGAUGUACUUCGAAGAACCAGUGCAGGAGCUUGCUCAGAGAGGCAAUGUCCUCUUUGAUCUCACCAGCGCAGGAUGCGUUGCUGGAGAUGUUCUUGGGUGUGUUUAUGAUGCCGACAAGGGUCAGGCCAGCCUCUAUAAGAAUGGAAAGAAGUUGGAUGGCUGGCCGGACCAAGCAGGAGAAGGAGAACGAUUUCCAGAGCUUCGACUUUGGGGAGACAAAGCCAUUUCGUUGAAUUGGGGCCAGAAGCCUUUUGCAUUUCUUUUGUCGGAUGUUUGCCCUCUCCUGAAAAGGCUUUGCUUGAUGGAUGGAAGACUCUGGAGAGCAGAGAAACCGACGAACGAAUUCGGACAUGGAGAAGGCAUACCAACUCAUUUGCAUCCAGACAUCGAGUCCGACCCCGUAGACCGGGAGAAUUUCUUUGUGUCAAUUGGAGAUGUGAUUCUGUGCCUUGAGGAGAAAAAUCAUUGGUUGCGACAUGAAUGGGGCUGGCCCCCUUCCUCCUGCUUCGUGCCCCAUGGCCAUAGCCAUACAGAAGCUGACGAUGAUGUGGAGGGUGUGGAACUUUUAGAGGACGAGAAGGACAGCGAGAAGCACGCGAAGGUGACCUUCAGCCUUCGAGGUCAAUCUCUUUGGACCAUCGUUGCCCAAGAGAGAAGAAAGUUGAAGGAGCUAAGCAUUGAAACUCAAAAGAUUCGGACACUGUCAGAUACAGAAGCUGAAGUGACUCAUUUUCUGGCGCCAAACCAGCAGCAUCAGUUGCAGCAGCUACAACUUCUUGCGCAGCGUGCUGGGCUGCAUGCUGGUGUAGCCUCAGUGCAGGUGCCUGCCAAAACCUGCGGGGUGACCGUGCGGAAGGACACCUGGCAUUUGCUCACGAUCUCUGCAGACCUUCCAUUCUCCAUGGUGCUAUGGCUUGAUGGGGAGCGCGUGUUGGACAUUGAGCCAGAGUAUCCGGGACUGAGGAGGGGAGGACCUUUUUCUUUGGUCGUGGAACACGGCUUGUCCUUCUUUGGGAUGAAAGGCCUUUGCUCCAAGGCGCAGAAGAAAUGGAGCAACUUGGGUGGCCAACUGCGUGAGGUUCGCAUCGCUCUUGGCCAUCUCCCUUCGAAGUCAGACAUCUUGUGUACCGCCACCUCAAAACCCCGACCUAAGACCGGCCUGGUGACCCUGGUGGCAGAGGAGUUCGAGAAACUGGUGCUUGAAAGCGAUCAAUCCGUCUUUGUGGACUGCACAGCUGAUUGGUGCGGUCCCUCUGUUCAAAUCAAGCCCUUGAUCAAACAGUUGGCGAAGAUCACGCAGAAACCUGGCAUUGCAAAUGGGAGUGAUCCGAUCAUUGUUGCAAUGAUGGACACAGAUGAGAAUGAGACCAGUCCCGAGUAUUUCCCAGAGACCUACGUACCAAACAUGAAGCUUUUUGUGAAGGGGAACAAGACAAAUCCUAUAAAGUUUGAUGGCGAGCGGACCCUUGAAGGCGUGUUGCACUUCAUUCAAGAGUACACUGAGAUCAAAGACUUCAAUACAGCUUUAUCUGCAGGAUACCCGGACUAUAAAGAGAAACAUGACAUAGACAACCAAUGA
Durusdinium trenchii is the source of this 11082-nucleotide messenger RNA. Lineage: Eukaryota; Dinophyceae; Suessiales; Symbiodiniaceae. The record is from the annotation of a GenBank genome assembly.